AUGGCGCAACUCGUAAAAGACGAAUUAGGUACNAAGGCUUGCCUUCAUGCUCGAUUCAUGACAUCAAAACCAUUUUUUAGCAAGACAGCCGAGCAGAUUGUCUCGCUAAAUGCCGAUGACAUCAAGCAAGUGUUAAAUGGUUUUGAAAAAAAUAAAAUUAAUACAUCAAGCCGUAACCCACAAGUCGAUGCACUUUUGAGUCAAGUGAAAGUAGUCGGAGGAAAAGUAAUGGGCUCAGCACAAUCUCGAUCUAUGCUGCGCAAUCAAAUUCAUGGUAUAAUUUUUAACCAAGGCUUGCCAAGCAUCUUUCUUACCAUCAAUCCUGCGGACAUUAACAGUCGUGUAGCUCUCUACUUUGCAGGAGUUGAUCUUGAUUUAGAUGCAAUCAUUCCAAACAAUCUCCCAUCUACUUAUCAAAGGGCUGAAAUUAUUGCAUCACAUCCUGUAGCAACAGCCAAGUUUUUUAAUCGGCUCAUUACAACCAUUCUCGAAACUAUGAUUUCGGGUGAAGCAGUUUUAGGACCUGUCAAGGGAUACUUUGGUACAGUAGAAAGCCAGGGACGUGGCUCAUUACAUUUGCAUAUGCUCAUUUGGCUUGAUCAUAAAUACUCGCCUGCUCGACUUCGGGAAAACAUAAAAGAUGAACAAUUUCGUAAUAGCCUUAAAGACUACCUCGAAGACAUUAUUAGCGAAGAUUUAGACCAUUUGUAA
Molecule: messenger RNA, 711 nt
Organism: Adineta ricciae
Lineage: Eukaryota; Metazoa; Rotifera; Eurotatoria; Adinetida; Adinetidae
Source: the annotation of a GenBank genome assembly